Molecule: messenger RNA, 1456 nt
Organism: Candidula unifasciata
Lineage: Eukaryota; Metazoa; Mollusca; Gastropoda; Stylommatophora; Geomitridae
Source: the annotation of a GenBank genome assembly
AGAGCCACAGCCCAAGAUUCUACCCAACAUUCUCUACCAUAUUGGAGACACCCCAUUGGUCAGAAUCAACCAUAUUACAAAGAAAGAGGGCAUUGAAUGUGAAAUGUUGGCUAAAUGUGAGUUCUACAAUGCUGCUGGCUCAGUCAAGGACAGGAUUGGCUAUCGAAUGGUGGAAGAUGCUGAGGUUGCAGGAGAGAUAAAACCUGGAGAUGUGCUUAUUGAGCCAACAUCAGGAAAUACAGGUAUUGGUCUCGCUCUGGCAGCAGCUGUUAAAGGUUACAAGUGUAUCAUUGUCAUGCCUGAGAAAAUGAGCAUGGAGAAGGUUGACGUGUUGCGAGCCCUUGGAGCUGAUAUCGUUCGUACACCAACCAGUGCAGCAUUUGAUUCUCCAGAGUCACAUAUUGGGGUUGCUCGCCGACUCAUGGAGGAGAUUCCCAACUCUCACAUUCUAGACCAGUAUCGUAAUCCCAGCAAUCCUAUUGCACAUUUUGAUGGAACAGCCGAAGAAAUUCUUGAGGCCUGUGAUGGCAAAAUCGACAUGGUGGUCGUUGCUGCUGGUACUGGAGGCACAAUAACCGGCAUUUCUCGCAAAAUUAAAAUGAAAUGUCCCGACUGUAAGAUUAUUGGAGUGGACCCUGAGGGAUCAAUUUUAGCAAUACCAGAGAGCUUGAAUAAAAGUGAAGUAUCCUUCUAUGAAGUCGAGGGAAUUGGGUACGACUUUGUUCCUACAGUACUGUCAAGGGAGCAUGUGGACAAAUGGUACAAGAGUGCUGACAAGCCAUCGUUCAUCAUGUCGCGGAGACUGAUACGAGAGGAAGGAUUACUCUGUGGUGGCAGCAGUGGAUCCAUCAUGCACUGUGCCAUCCAAGCAGUCAAAGACUUUGGAUUGAAGAAAGGUCAGCGCUGUGUGGUCAUCCUGCCAGAUUCUAUUAGAAAUUACAUGUCAAAGUUCUUGAGCAACGAUUGGAUGAGCCAGAGAGAUUUUCUAGAGUUUGAGAAAAAUAUUGAGCCAUCAAAAGAAUGGUGGUGGAGACUGAGCGUGAGUGCCUUGAACUUGUUAGCCCCUUUGACUGUGAUGCCAACUGUUACAAUUCAAGAUACACUGGAACUUCUCAACAAGGAGGGAUUUGACCAGGUUCCAGUUGUGGAUGAAACCGGUCGCAUCUUGGGAAUGGUGACAGUUGGAAACAUGAUGUCAAAAAUUGUGAAAAACAAAGUCAAACUCAACGAUCCAGUCUGUAAUGUCAUGUAUAAACAGUUCAAGCAGAUUCGCAUGGAUACCUCCCUGGGGCAGCUGUCACAGAUGUUGGAUACAGAUCAUUUCGUGUUGGUUGUUCACAACCAGAGGCAGUAUGGCAUGGAUGGAAAGGUGGAGAACAAACAGAUGAUUUUUGGCAUCGCAACACGGAUUGACCUCCUUAACUUCAUCACCUCAAAUGAUACAGCAGGCUGUUGA